AUGAAGCUUUUAGUGCUCUUUUUAUCAACCUUCUUCAUCAUAAAAUCUGUUUCCUGUCAAGUUGUCAAAUUUGAUUACUCCAAGAAAACUCAAGAUUCUAAUUCACACACAGCCUCAAGUCCAUUAAUCAAUAAAUUGAGGAAAAGACAAGAUACUUAUCAAGCUAUAGGGUUCACAGAUGAUACAGUAGCAUAUUAUGUUAAUUUAACAGUGGGUUCUCAAGGGAAAGAGAUAUUGGCGGUACUGGAUACUGGAUCUUCAGAUCUAUGGUUCCCUGGACCUGAUAACACCGAAUGCACCAAUGGGAAACCUAAUGGACCAAGAUUCGUUGAUGCUCCAGAGUUAACAUCUUCUGAAACUAAUCCAAAAGAAUCAGCAUUAGCUGAAUUAGCAAAAGAUAUACAAAAUUAUUGUUCACCUUCAAAUGUAUUCAAUUAUCAUAAUUCCAAAACUUGGCAUUCAAAUGAUACUUUAUUCAAAAUUAGUUAUUUAGAUGGUUCAAUAUCAACAGGAUUAUGGGGAACUGAUAACAUUCAAGUUGGUGGUAUUGAAAUUCCAAAUUUUUCAUUUGCAGUGACAAAUAGCAGUAAUGCAUCAGCAAUAUUUGGAAUUAGUUUUGAUAAAAGUGAAACAACUUACAUAAUGAAUUCCAAACCUCCAUAUACAUACUCAAAUUUCCCAAUGAGAUUAAAACAAGAUGGUCAUAUAUCUAAGAUUACAUAUUCAUUAAGUUCUGGUAAACCUGGUGAUUUCGAAGGCACUUUAUUAGUCGGUGGUGUUGAUCAUGCCAAAUAUUCAGGUGGGUUAGUCACAGUUCCGAUCCUAUCAGAUCAAACAACAGCUGUCACAUUAUCAAGUUUAGGUUUAAAGACAAAUGGCUCCAAUAUUGAAACAAUAUCUUCAACUUUUUAUAAAACCUUAUUGGAUUCUGGUACAACAACUGCGAAUUUCCCCCAUCAGUUAUUAGAUCCUUUAGCUAGAAAAUUAGGAUCAACUUUGACAACAGUUAAACAUAAUAGUUAUGAAUAUUAUGACGUUGAUUGUUCAUACCUUGGUGACAAAAAUUAUACCUUUGAGUUGGAUUUUUCAGGAAAAAUCAUCAGUGUUCCAUUAUCAAAUGCAGUUCAAAAACAACCAUCAAAUGAUGUAUGCUUUUUGAAAAUUGUUUCAUUAACAGAUGAUAUAAUUAUUUUAGGUGACAUUUUUUUAAGCUCUGCAUACAUUGUUUACGACUUGGAAGAUCAAGAAAUAUCAAUUGCACAAGCUAACCAUAGCUCUGAAGAAGACAUUGAACCAAUAGUAACAUCAGUCCCAUCAGCUACAAAAGCUACAGCAUAUUCAUCCACAUUCUCAAAAAGGUUACCUGAAACGACUACAUAUGAUGUAUUCUCUACAGUACUGAUAUAA
Molecule: messenger RNA, 1407 nt
Organism: Hansenula anomala
Lineage: Eukaryota; Fungi; Ascomycota; Saccharomycetes; Phaffomycetales; Wickerhamomycetaceae
Product: pepsin-like aspartic protease
Exons: 1
Coding region: 1-1407 (468 amino acids)
Biological process (GO): proteolysis
Molecular function (GO): aspartic-type endopeptidase activity
Source: RefSeq, a predicted model, not a curated record